AAACAUUCAGGCAUCGAAAACGAAACUGACGAAUGAGCAACAAUGAAGCUUGAGUGUUGUGUUGGGUGGGAAAUAGAGAAUAGAUGUGAUGGCAGAGACUUUGGCCAUGGCUGCGAGCCAGGAAGUGAAGAGAAACAAAUGAGAUGGAUGGAAGGAUUCUGGGCGCAAUGCACGGCUGUCAUGCAGAAGGGGUGUGUUAGUAUAUAUACAUACAAGGCAGCGCCUAAAACCAAUAGCUGUAAUCACCGUCUCAACAGUUCAUCAUUCCUCAAGUUCAUCGCUGCUAAAGUGCUGGUAACCCCAAAAUAUCAUCGUGUUUCCAGCGGUGAUGGACUGACAUUUGGCUUUACCAGGGGCUCGUCUUCGAAUCACUGUCAGCGUCAGUCAUAUAAUAUACUGAUACCGAGAGACCCCACCUGUGCACCUCUGAACGCUUCCAAAGGAUACCUUGCCCAUACUACUUCACGGUGUCACUCACGGAGACACAGCCAUGGCUUCCGCGUCGACAAAGGUGGCCACCACAAAUUCGAUUCUGAAACCGGUAAUGACUUUGAAGGGUCAGAGAGAUUAUAUUCGAUCCAUAUCCUACUUUCCAGAUGGCCAGCGGAUGAUCAGCGGAUCUUACGACAAGACCGCUAGGCAAUGGGACCUGAAGGCGGGCAAGGAGAUUGAGGGAGCGCGAAUUGUUUCCGAGGGGACGGUAUAUGCGGUGGCAGUAUCAAGGGAUGGUCGAUGGGUAGUCACUGGUGGUGGAAAUUGGAGGACUGAUGGGGCGGAGCUGAAAGCCGUCGAGAUUGAGACGGGGAUUGUGAAAACAUUAGAAGGACACUCACGGAGAAUCUACUGCAUUGAUAUCUCUGUGGGCAACACCCUACUGGCGAGCGGGUCAGAAGAUAAAACGGCGCGGAUAUGGAACUUGGAGACUGGCAAACCUGUGGCUGGUCCAUUCAAGAGCACUGGUUAUGUGGGCGCAGUUCGAUUCUCCCCAGACUCGAAGAAGCUCGCAGUCGAGUUAGAUUGGGGGACGUGCCUCGAGGUCUGGGAUGUCCAGUCACAGAAAUUGGAUGUGAGGAUAGGGAAUCCCAAGAAUCAUGAUGGAGGAUUCCUGUCAUCACUGGUUUUCUGGACAAACAAAAACAAAAACAUCAUAGCCGCAUUCACAUUGAAUUUCACUACAGAUAUAGAUCUGAAUGACUGCGCUAAGACAAUCUACGAGUUUGAUGGGGUUACACUGGAGACUGUCGGAGCUGCAUUUGAAGGGCACACCAGGAGGAUUCGUGGUCUAACAAUUUCAUCCGAUGGAGCUCUCCUCGCUAGUGCUUCAUACGACAACACCAUGAAGCUCUGGGCUUUCGAGUCGCGACAGCUCCUCGCAUCCUUCGACGUUCAGAAAGUCGAAGUCCUUAUGCUCUCAUCCGAUUCACGCCAACUAGUUUACACGACAAACACCAACGAUCACAAUAUCUACAUCUGUGAUACUCCACCUGACAUCCUUACUCAGGCCCGUAUUAUUGCACCCAAAAAGCACCGCCGACCACCGAUCGUACCCAUGGCGCCGAGACCUCCACCAACAAGAGACACGCAACAACCCGCUUUCAUUCGCCUUCGCGGACUCCUUCGCUUCUCUCCUCGCGCGAACGCAGUCCCUGAUCGUUACAUCCAACCUCGUGAUCCUCUAAAUGUCCCUGCUACAUUACCUCUACCAUCCCCUCUUUCAGAUCAGGUCGCAACUCGAUUUGAUCGUUUCGAAAUAAGUUCGCCUCCCCGCUCGAAUGGAGUCGUGCAAUCCCUACGGCAUCAUCUUUCUUUCCUCGUGCCCAGACACAGUCAUGGUCAAUCAGUCGUCGAAGUUGCACCAGGGCGGAAGGUCACUCGGCUCCUUGCUGCCAAACUACCGGAAUACAAGAAAAUAGACGAUACCCGACAUCCGUCUAGCCCACAGGCUACCUUGCCGCAGGAAAACGACACAGCUGACAUCGAUUCGCUCCCAGAUGUGCAUUGGGUCAAGGCGUUCCUCUGCUAUCACUCGUGUUGGUCUCAUGGCACACUGAGGAUGCCUCCUCGGUGGCGCCUGGAGCGCGUUGACAUACCUCGCCAGGAUGGUGCUCAUGGUUGUAGUUAACUUCCUGCGAUACUUGCU
Messenger RNA from Suillus subaureus, 2140 nucleotides. Its product is annotated as WD40-repeat-containing domain protein. The record is from RefSeq and is a predicted model, not a curated record. NCBI's taxonomy places the organism in Eukaryota, Fungi, Basidiomycota, Agaricomycetes, Boletales, Suillaceae. The coding region runs from base 491 to 2122 and encodes 543 amino acids. The transcript is spliced from 7 exons. Gene Ontology annotation, molecular function: protein binding.